This is a messenger RNA of Scleropages formosus (Asian bonytongue), 1948 nucleotides long. It is a transcript of the gene kcnj11l, whose product is annotated as potassium inwardly rectifying channel subfamily J member 11, like. The record is from RefSeq and is a predicted model, not a curated record. Gene Ontology annotation, biological process: regulation of monoatomic ion transmembrane transport; potassium ion import across plasma membrane. Gene Ontology annotation, cellular component: plasma membrane. The coding region runs from base 113 to 1411 and encodes 432 amino acids. Gene Ontology annotation, molecular function: inward rectifier potassium channel activity. The transcript is spliced from 6 exons. NCBI's taxonomy places the organism in Eukaryota, Metazoa, Chordata, Actinopteri, Osteoglossiformes, Osteoglossidae.
CACACACAGAAGGAGGACAAGAUGGCCUCGUCGUGCAGCGCGAGCGACAACACCUCACUGCAGUAACAUACAUCAGAGGAGCGUGAUCGCGCUCGAGCGGCCGCGCCGCACCAUGUUGGCCCGGAAAGGUUUGCUGCCCGACGGCUUCCUCCUGACCCGCGUGGCCGAGGACACUCGGCAGCCAAGCUGCUUCCGCAGCAAGGCCCAGAGAGCGCGCUUCAUCACCAAGAGCGGCUCGUGCAACGUGGCGCACAAGAACAUCAGGGAGCAGGGCAGGUUCUUGCAGGAUGUGUUCACCACCAUGGUGGACCUCAAGUGGCAGCACUCCCUUCUCAUCUUCACUUCAGCCUUCCUCUGCUCAUGGAUGCUUUUCGCCAUGGCCUGGUGGCUCCUGGCCUUUGCACACGGGGACCUGGAGCCCCUAGGGCCAGAGAGCGGACCGGCCCCUGUCCCCUGUGUCACCGCCAUCCACUCCUUCACCUCUGCCUUCCUCUUCUCCAUCGAGGUCCAGGUUACAAUUGGAUUUGGGGGCCGGAUGGUAACGGAAGAAUGCCCACUGGCCAUCACAAUCCUGAUUGUUCAAAACAUCCUGGGUCUCAUCAUCAAUGCCGUCAUGCUGGGCUGCAUCUUCAUGAAGACAGCCCAGGCCAACCGGCGUGCCGAGACCCUCAUCUUCUCCCGCAACGCUGUCAUCGCAACUCGCAACGGCCGGCCCACCUUCAUGUUCCGUGUCGGAGACCUGCGGAAGAGCAUGAUCAUCUCUGCUACCGUGCAGCUGCAGGUGGUCCGCAAGACGGUGACGGCCGAGGGGGAGGUGCUCCCAGUCUGUCAGCUGGACAUCCAGGUGGAGAACCCUUUGCGGAGCAAUGGCAUCUUUCUGGUCUCCCCACUUAUCAUCAGUCACACCAUUGAGCGUGACAGCCCCCUCUACGAUGUGUCCGCCCAGUCUCUUGCCAACGAGAACCUGGAGAUUAUCGUCAUUCUGGAAGGUGUCGUUGAAACGACGGGCAUCACCAUGCAAGCGCGCACCUCCUACACGCCUGAGGAAAUCCUUUGGGGGCGCCGCUUCGUGUCCAUUAUUUCUGAGGAAGAUGGAAGAUACACGGUUGACUACUCCAAGUUUGGGAACACGGUGCCGGUGCGCAUGUCCUCCCUCAGUGCCAAGGAGUUGGACCAGACGCGAGGGGUGCAGGGCGGGAGCACUCCCGAGGGACACUUCCAGGGCUGGGGGCUGGUCCGAGCUGGCAGGGGUGGGUACCGCAGAGGAGGCAGGGCUUGCGACAGCACAACCUCCCGGCCGUGGUACGCUCACGCAGAGAAAGGAGACGUGGAGGAGAUGGUGGAGAAUGGGAAGAAGAAACAAGUCCCACUGGAGGAGAUUGGAAGAGAGAGAGAAUUGGAGGGAGACUGAGGAACAGAAAGUAGGAAGGGGAAAGGCGAGGAAUGGAAAAGGGAAAAAACUCUUUUAUAUUAUUAGUUGUGUUUGUGACCAGGCAGUUAUUCACGUUUUCUUACUGGAAGAUGUUUUUAUACCGUGUGCCAUGAUGGCCCCACAAAGCACCACCAAUGUCAGCGAUUGAACCGAGUCCUUACAUGUAUUUUACUGCCUCGCAUCUUGAAACUGUCAUCAUUAAGGUUGACCGUUUUCUGUCAGCACCGCGAAUUUGACCACUUUAAGUUGUACUGAAGUGCAGAGAAACACAAGCCAUAUCCAAUAUCGGACUUCCUACAAAACAGCAAUAUUGCGGUACAAGAAUGCAGUAUUCACAGAAAUGCCAGCUAUAUUUUCGCUCACACGGGACUGCUGCAAUUGACGGCAAAAAAUACGAAACUUCGGCAUGUCAAAAGAUGCCUCUGAAUGUGAUACCAGAGCAGUUUUUUACCCUGAUGAAAUGCAGGCAGUACUGAUGUUUUAGUCCAGUUCCACGAAGAUAAAGUAACUGUUCCA